AUGUCUUCAGCCAAUCGAGAUCCGAACCCUCGGCCAAGUACUGCGUUGAGCACAGGAGACGAGAACGACCUUGUUAAGGCCGUCGACAACCUCCUAAAUAACCUUGGUCCCAAAUUUUCAAAAGUCUCAGCCGAAUUGUUUGCGAAAAUGGACGAGAUGUCACAACGGCUCGACGAUAUGGAAGCAGCCAUCAAAGCGGGGAACAGCUCAGAGAGCAGGGAAAGUUGA
Molecule: messenger RNA, 228 nt
Organism: Letharia columbiana
Lineage: Eukaryota; Fungi; Ascomycota; Lecanoromycetes; Lecanorales; Parmeliaceae
Exons: 3
Coding region: 1-228 (75 amino acids)
Molecular function (GO): transcription corepressor activity
Source: RefSeq, a predicted model, not a curated record